GAGGAGGGGGAGCGGAGGGAGGUGUUUCUGUCAGUUCCGGCUGUUUGUUCGGGAAGUGGAACCGCCGCUGCCGGAGCAGCCCGGAGGGAGCUGCGGAUCGCGAGGCCAGUACCGACCCCGCCCGCCCGCGCGCACCGCCCCCGCCCGCCAUGGCCCGGGACUACGACCACCUCUUCAAGCUGCUCAUCAUCGGCGACAGCGGUGUGGGCAAGAGCAGCUUACUGUUACGGUUUGCAGACAACACGUUCUCAGGCAGCUACAUCACCACAAUCGGAGUGGAUUUCAAGAUUCGGACAGUGGAGAUCAAUGGGGAGAAAGUGAAGCUGCAGAUCUGGGACACGGCGGGGCAGGAGCGCUUCCGCACCAUCACCUCCACGUAUUACCGGGGGACCCACGGGGUCAUUGUGGUUUAUGAUGUCACCAGUGCCGAGUCCUUUGUCAACGUCAAGCGGUGGCUGCAUGAAAUCAACCAGAACUGUGAUGAUGUGUGCCGAAUAUUAGUGGGCAAUAAGAACGAUGACCCCGAGCGGAAGGUGGUGGAGACGGAAGAUGCUUACAAAUUUGCCGGGCAGAUGGGAAUCCAGCUGUUUGAGACCAGUGCCAAGGAGAACGUCAAUGUGGAAGAGAUGUUCAACUGCAUCACAGAGCUGGUUCUCCGAGCAAAGAAAGACAACUUGGCAAAACAGCAGCAACAACAACAGAACGACGUGGUGAAGCUCACGAAGAACAGUAAACGAAAGAAACGCUGCUGCUAAGGUCCCCACCCCUUGCAGAGACUGCACUGCGGCCCUCCCAGCCCGAGCUCCUCGGGGGACAGUCUCAGUUUUGUGCCGUUAUUUAAAGAAUUCUCUCCACGUUUUUGUAUCGGGAGGCGCCAUCGGCACUUCCUCUCCCUACCCCCUCGAGUGCCAAGAAGGUGUUGGACGAGCCUGCCCUUCCCCACUGGUGCCCUCCUCCCUGCCAAGGCGCCUGGACCUGGCGAGGACGCUGCCAGCCGAGCGGACUGAUUAACCAGUUGUACAUAGUGUAUAUUGCUUUAACCAGCUGCACACCCUCGUCCCGCUCUGGCUUUUGCCUCCAUAAUGCCAACCUGCUGCAACAGACCCUCCCCGGCACUCCUGUCCCAUCUCGCCGCCAGCAGCAUCCCCAGGGAGGAGACAGCCUCAAGUUCAAGCUGCACCUCUGGCUGGCCUGGGCCUGUGGAGUGGGCUCCAUGUUGCUCAUUCUCUCCUGCAGGCUGUCCUCGCAUGCAGGCUCUGACCCCUCUCCAUGGCCUGUGCCAGCUCAUCCUUCUGCCCCUACAGCUGCUCCGGGAGCUGGGGAAACCUGGCCUUGAAGCAGGCCGCAGCCUCGGCCGGCCCCAGGCCUUGGUUCCACAAAGGAAAUCAGUCCUGACCUUUGGCACACAGGUCUCUUGUCUUGCUUCUACACGCCUGUUGCAAACCCAGGGAGCUGUGGCCUCUUGUUUGUUUCAGCAGAAAGGUAGGGGUGUGCAGAGAUGGGCUUGCAAGGGGGGCAUAGGAGCAUCAUUUUAACAGAUAAAGAGAUGAAGCCAAAUCCGAUGAAUUAAGUUCCUCACAGUUAUUUUCUUUCCUUGAGGUUUGAUUGACCCAGCAGCAAAAGCUGUGACCAUUCCACUUUGGAUCCAGUGUUUUUAGCAAAAUGAGUAGAUUCCUGUCACUUAGGGGCUGGGCUCUUUCUUGGCCUUUCUUGGGAAGAAGGGUCCUUGCACCCUUGUCCAUGUGAGUCCAGGGUCUCCUGCUGGGGGUCUGAGUCUGCAGUGCAGCACCAGGCACCUCUGGUGGGGUGGGCACCUCAGAUCACCAGUAGCUGUUGUAGUACAGAGGUGGUUGGAGGAUCUCUUAGCAUGUGGGAAGAAAUGGCAGGGGGUGGGGAAGCCAGUUUUGACCCACCCCAGUCCCCUGGAGGAAUACCGGAGUCAUCUGCAUUUGAUUACUGCCCCUCCCUCCCAGGACACUUCAUUCCCGUUUCCCCUAAAGGAUCACGUAACCUGGGAAGAAUUGAUCUCGACACCAUGACGUGUUUUAUUAGAUCUCAUGUCCUAGGCAAUUUCCAGGCACAGCCCUGAUCGGACAAUCACAGAUCACUGCAGAUUUUCCAUGUUAACACUGUGGAUGGGUUUUUAAUCAAUAAAAACUGGGGGUUUCUUCUCACCUGUCUCUCCACUUGUCCAAACUGUCAGAAGCUGGGGUUCUGUGUGGAAGGCCUUGGCUUUGGCGCUGCAGGCUGGGUUCAGGGAGCUGUGGGCCUGGGAAGGCAGACGCCACGGAGGGCGCUGCAGGGCUGACUAGAAGACAGCCCCAUCUGGUCUGGAAAGCUGGGUGCAGAAUUGGGAGUCUCCGACCUCAGGACCGUCCUGGCUGACCAGGGGCCUGUGGGGAUGUGCAGGCACAGCCUCUGGCUGGUGGAGCUGUCACACUUGCCUCUGAGCACUCAGGAAGCCAGGUGAGACUGCUUGCCAAUUUAAGCAAUAAGAGGGUGAUCCUGGGAGCUUUGAGCCCAGACUAGAAGCCUAGGUGGCUUUGGUACCUGGACAUCCAGGCCCAGGUGUUGGGGUGAUUUUGGUGACGACAGUGUGCCUGUCUCACUGAGUGUUACACGCAUGAACGGGGUUGUGGGUGGUGGUGGGGGGGGACUCAGGGCUAGACCAAUGUCCUGUUGGACUUGAUGUGAAAUUCCUGUCAACAAAACUUUUAAAUGGUUUGUUUGUUAGGAUUAUUUCUGUAUUGAAAGUUUCUAAUUCUGCUUUUUAAAAAAAUAAUACUAAAAAUAAAGGUUCAAGCUGCCAAAUUUCCUUCCAGGUUCCGUUUGCUCUCCCUCCAGCUCUGCUGUGGAUGGGCCUGGCUUCUUCCCACCCUUGGGUCCAGCUCUUGCUUGCUCUUGGCCUACGUCCUGCACAGGUGCCUUUUGAGGCCCUGGGACACUUUGAGAAGCCAAGUUCAUUUUCUCUAUGGUUGUAGGGUGGCGUUUCCCCUCCAGGUUGAGGCACUGGCUGGGAGCACGCGUGGGAAGAUGCCAGGGGAAGCUCCAUGUCUAUUCUCAUGCCGGAAGGACGCAGUGGAAGCUUGCCUGGAGCCAUUUCUUUCUGGCUGUAAGGUCCUGCCAAGCUCCAGGGCCCAGCUCUCAGCUCGGGGAGCAGUGCUGGCAGGCGCACUUUGUAGUCUGCACACUGCAGGACUGGCAAGGAGCCCGGGGCUGAUGGGAGGGGUGCAGGGCAGGAUGCCGCUGCCCCGCAGGAGGGGUUCUCCUUCCUGGUCCAACCCAUGAGCUGGCCUCCCAGGUGCGGACCCCACGGCUGCCACCUUGAAAAAGGCAGCAGCUAGUGGCAGUUCUGACAUAAGGCACUUGUGGACCAAACCGCUCCACACACCCGGGGA
Castor canadensis (American beaver) is the source of this 3398-nucleotide messenger RNA. It is a transcript of the gene Rab35, whose product is annotated as RAB35, member RAS oncogene family. Lineage: Eukaryota; Metazoa; Chordata; Mammalia; Rodentia; Castoridae. Gene Ontology annotation, molecular function: GTPase activity; GTP binding. Gene Ontology annotation, biological process: Rab protein signal transduction. The record is from RefSeq and is a predicted model, not a curated record.